CCUCACCAAAUCUCAUUCCCUGCUUCCCCUUUUUUCCACCAAUGUCUUCCUCCAAGUCUACUGACAAUGCAACAGUGAAGGCUCAAGGGUGCAAUGUUGACACUACUACCUCCAUGAUGGACUUCUCCCAAGCUCAGAAUUCUCACUCAUCAUCCUCGUCGUCCUCUUCUCCAUCUUCAGGAGAGAGGAGAGGGAGGAGGAAGCCGGUAGAGCCGGGUAGGUUCCUCGGCGUGAGGAGGCGGCCGUGGGGGCGAUACGCUGCCGAAAUAAGGGACCCGACGACGAAGGAGAGGCAUUGGCUUGGGACGUUCGACACGGCGCAAGAGGCUGCUCUAGCCUACGACAGGGCAGCCCUCGCCAUGAAGGGGAGUCAAGCGAGGACCAACUUUAUUUACUCCGACACUCCCAUCACCACAUUCCAGUACUCCCUCCUCCCUCCUCUCCAUGCCCAAAGCUUCAACAUCCCUCAGCCACCGCGCCACGGCCACCUCAUCGGUGGCAUUCUGCCCGUUGAUCAACCUGCUGACCACGCCGCCUUCUCAAUCCAGAGCCAUCGCCAUAGCAUCUCUGCCCCGAGUCGUCGGGCCGCUGCCGAUAAUAAGAACCACGACAUGGAGAUUUCUGAUGACUUCCUGUUUUAUGAUGACACUAGGUCGGGGUACUUGAGCAGCGUAGUCCAGGAGAGCUGCCGCCGGUCGUCGAACUCCCGCAAGCACUCAACUGAGUCAAACGCUCCUCCAGUGCCUUCCCAACUCCAGAGCCAAGCAUCGACCAGCAGCAACUCUAAUGCAGAUGAUCAGUUGAUCUCCGAUAUGAGCAAGGGAUUCUGGAUGGAUGAGCCAGUGUGGGAACUCAGUUUCCCUGAUUCAAAUGGCAUCAAUUUGGAUAACCUUGGCAACUCGCUACCAAAGAUCUCUGAUUCCUAUGAUCUGUUUCUCCAUUGACUGAUGCUUUAAUUUCUAAUUCAGUACCCACCUCUGCAUGGGAUAUAUAUAUAUAUAUAUAUAUAUAAAACUAGAGUGUCAUUGAGC
Zingiber officinale is the source of this 1031-nucleotide messenger RNA. RefSeq names its product ethylene-responsive transcription factor FZP-like. Bases 42 to 944 code for a protein of 300 amino acids. The record is from RefSeq and is a predicted model, not a curated record. NCBI's taxonomy places the organism in Eukaryota, Viridiplantae, Streptophyta, Magnoliopsida, Zingiberales, Zingiberaceae. Gene Ontology annotation, biological process: regulation of DNA-templated transcription. Gene Ontology annotation, molecular function: DNA-binding transcription factor activity; DNA binding. The transcript has a single exon.